AGCAUGUGUCGCUCCAGUCUUUUAAUUAUUCUGAACUGCAGAACGAUGGCCUCGGAGGAGCAGGUCUGGCCCGUCCCAAUGAAGGCAAUUGGAGCCCAAAAUCUCCUGACGAUGCCUGGAGGAGUGACCAAAGCAGGGUAUCUGCACAAGAAGGGAGGCACCCAGCUGCAGAUCUUGAAGUGGCCUUUGAGAUUUGUGAUUAUUCACGAGGGAUGUAUUUACUACUUUAAGAGCAGCACAUCUGCAUCUCCACAGGGUGCAUUUUCUUUAAAUGGUUAUAACAGGGUUAUGCGAGCAGCUGAAGAGACGACGUCAAGCAACGUGUUUCCUUUCAAGCUGGUUCACAUCAGCAAGAAGCAUCGGACGUGGUUCUUUUCUGCUUCUUCUGAAGAUGAAAGAAAGAACUGGAUGCUGUCCCUGAGGAGGGAAAUAGAUCACUACCAUGAGAAGAAAGAAACAGUAACAGAAUUCAGUGAUUCUGGUUCUGACGCAGACAGUUUCUAUGGCUCAGUAGAACGUCCCAUUGAUAUCAAGUAUUCUCACCACUCGGCAGAUAACGAAGAUUAUGACCAAGAGGAAGAGGAGGAAUCUUACUUGCAACCGGAUACUCCUGACCUAGGGAAAGAUGAUAUGCUGGUCCUGCCGCCGGCCUACCCGCCGCCGCCGGUUCCGCACGCGAGGAAAGCCGCCUUCGCCGAGGCCAGGACGCACUCGUUCCUGGGCAAACCCGCCGCGCCGCUGCCGCCGCCGCCGCCCAAGAGGAGCCUGCCCGAUAUCAAAGCAGAGGAUCUUUCCCACGUCCGGGAACACCAGAUCCACUGCCGUGCGGAGGCUAAUCUGAAGAGCCCGCAGCCAAACUGGAGAUUAAGCGAGCAGCCGCCUCCUGUACCCCCUCUACCUCUCUUCAAAAAGCCUGGCUGUAACAAGGAGUUGUGCUCGGCGCCCUCGGAGCCGCUCCCCCAAGUCCUCCCCACUCCAGAAGGAUGCGAGAAGCUCAAGAACUUAAACCUUUUGCCACGAACUCCUCCUCCGCUGCCCAGCAGCAAACCCAAGCUGCCCCAGUUGGCUGAGAAGCCAGCGGACAUCAGAGUGCCCAAAGAACACAGCAAACCCGGGCUCUUCGUCCCACCGGUGCUUCCCAAGCCCCCCGUGCCCGGCCACCAGCCCCCUGGGCCAGGAGUCAAGCCGAGACCGGAGAGGUCUUUAUGUCCCCAGUUACAGAGAUCGCCACCAGAUGGGCAGAGUUUCAGAAGCUUCUUGUUUGAAAAACCAGCACUACCUGCCAAGCCAAACAAACCUGCCGAUGAUUCGGACGAGGACUAUGAAAAGGUUGAGCUGCCUAAUUCAGUAUUUUUUAAUACUUCCGAAUCCUUUGAAGUUGAAAGGGCAUUCAAAGCUCACAGCCCAAGAGGACAACCACAAAAUGGACUAUACUGUAUUAGGAACUCAUCUACUAAGCCUGGAAAGGUUUUGGUUGUAUGGGAUGAAUCUGCAGAAAAAGUGAGAAACUACAGAAUCUUUGAAAAGGAUUGCAAGUUUUACCUGGAUGCAGAGAUCAUGUUUUUGAACAUGGGAAGUUUGGUUGAAUACUACAGCACUCACGUCUUGCCUAGUCACGAGAGCCUGAUUCUGCAGUGUCCCUAUGGUUACUCCAAGCCAAGAUGAGGUGCCUGGUGAACCUCAAUGACCCUGAGGAGAACCGGGCUCCCCACGUCUUGGAGCUGGAAGUGCUGUUGUACAGUACUCCAGGCUACCUGUUGUUUGCACACGCAGACUGGGUCUGUUCCAACCACUUGUUCCCACUUGGGUUGGAUAUAGACUUUGUUUAAUGAACUUGAGGUGAACUUUGCAAUCCAGAGCGGUGAAUUUUUAUGGCCCUUUCUUUUAAAAAACAUCUGAACUGAUAGUGCUGUGAAAGCUGUCCGUGAUACCCGCACCUUUGUUAAACUGCUGCUAUUACCAAUCUCCUCGGAUGGAUGGGAAUGAAGAAAUGGUAUGGAUACAACCUCUGCAGGAAAGGGGAACUUCUGAAAGAACAUUGGAGUUCACUUGUGACAGGGAAUACUAAUACUCUGACUUGAAGGCAUCGCUCCUUCAGCCAGAACUGGUGCUGAACUGAGAGGUUUGGUUUUAUUUUUAUUUUUUACUUGUAUUGUUGAUAUGUAAAUAAUGAGGACUUUUAUGCAAAUAAUUUGGUUUACGAUAGGUAAAGAUGAUCAAGAAAUGUGGCUUUUUUUUAAGCCAUCCCAUACAUAAAUGUAAGUGCUGAUUGCGGCCUCACGACACACGGAGCACUUGGGCACAGGGCACGUUCGUUGCCUUCCACGGGAGCCCCGUUCGCUCGCCCAGAGCUGGAUGGGUGGAUGCAACUAACAUUGUGACGGAUGUAAGGAAAAGGAGUGUGUGAGGUUAAUGGGAGGGAGCGGGGAAAAGUCAUGAACCUCCCCCCCCCGCCCCAAUUCUGACUAGCAGUUUUCUUUCACAUUGCUGUCAUAAAAACAUGAAAUACAUAAGAAGAAGAAAUCUAAAACCAAAACUUUUAUGUAGCACCAAAUGUGGUGCUACAGUCACUCUUGAAUGUAGCUCAGAAAACCUCCUGGUCAGUCUCUUGGAUCAGGUAGUCAUCACGCUCUGUUCUAGGGCAAAGCAUCUUGCACUAGUCUGUGCAUAUCUAAUAAUUCUUUCAUUAUUAAGGUUGCUACUCAGUUUGUAGUUGUGUGCAAAAUCAAAUCGGGUUUUAAGUACUAUCAGCACCAAGCGAACUGUGGUAUUAAUGAUAUGCAUCGAGGGUGCUUGCUUUGUUCCCAAAUAUUUUGGGGCCAGGUUUCCUAAAACAAAAAACUUAAUGAUUAUGUUGGAAUUACACUAGUCAUGAAUUUUCAUAAAGAGGAGAAAUUUAUUUUAAUGACCUUUUAAACAAUUUUUCUCAAUUUGAAAGUACUGUUAUAAUUUUAUCUCUAAUAAUGUUUACAAGACUUCUAAUGGUUUUGCUCUAAUUCCUAAAAGAGGAGUAGGGGUUGUCUAGUUUGAGAUUGAAUCCAUACCAUAGAUUUUUUUUGUCUUUUAAAAUUUCAUGUAAAGUUUAUAUCACUUUAAAUCUUGUUACAGUUAAACGGUCACAACUUCAACAGCCUGAACAAAGAAUACUAUUUUGAUUAUGGAAUCAAUGAAGUAGGGUUUCCAACGUAUGGGGAUUCUGCCAAGUAAGGGAUGUAAUGUUAGGGCCGUAUAUAGGGACACAAUUUCUUACCUUGUCUCAUCUCUUCUGUGAGAAG
Nothoprocta perdicaria is the source of this 3275-nucleotide messenger RNA. It is a transcript of the gene SH3BP2, whose product is annotated as SH3 domain binding protein 2. The record is from RefSeq and is a predicted model, not a curated record. Gene Ontology annotation, molecular function: SH3 domain binding. Bases 4 to 1665 code for a protein of 553 amino acids. Gene Ontology annotation, biological process: signal transduction. The transcript is spliced from 13 exons. Lineage: Eukaryota; Metazoa; Chordata; Aves; Tinamiformes; Tinamidae.